AUGAAACGAAUUCGUUCAGACAAUUUGAAGAGGAAGCGAGAUUAUAUAUCAUCAUCAAGCGCGAACGAAGAAUCAAUAAUGUCAAUGCAAAAUGAAUCCACAUCAAGCAAACAGAAUGUUAACGAUAAUUUGAAUUUGAAUUUAAUUAUUCACAUGAAUUCUUUGAUAUCAUUACUAAAACAAUUUAUAUGUUCUGGUUGCAAUAAACGUUGGGAUGGAUCCACCACUAUCAAAGAACGAAAUGGGUUAUACAUACAGCUUGAAUUCAUGUGCUAUAACUGUGGAUUUCUCACUCGUUUAUAUUCAUCGCCGAAAAUGCGAAACGGUAGACGUCAUGAGAUCAAUGUUCGAUUGGGUAUUGGAGAAACAGCUCAAGAGCAGUCAACGAUUGAUGCUGUUUAUGAUGCUAUCUCUGAAGCUGGUGAUGUAGAAGAUUUAACAGUAAGUGGUGAUGGAGCAUGGCUAACUAGAGGGUUUUCUAGUCUUCAUGGAAUCGCAGCUAUAUGUUCAACAACAUCGAAACCAAAAGUUAUAGAUACUAAUUGGUGCUCCAAAAAGUGUUCUAAGUGUCAAGGUGCAGAAAGUCUGCGUCAUGUUAAUUCUGAUUUAUUUAGUACAUUUCAGGAGAAUCAUGAAUGCCAAUUGAAUUUUAUAGGAGCAUCGGGUGCAAUGGAAAAAGAGAUGAUUUAUGAAAUGUUUUGCGGAUCCUUACCAAAAUAUGAUAUUAAAUACAUAUCUUAUAUAGGAGAUGGGGAUGCUAAAGUACACAAAUAUUUAACAACUAAUCCUCCAUAUCCUGGUGUCACAAUUAGAAAACUCGAAGAUACAAAUCAUUUUGCAAAAAGAAUGUUGAGCCGCAUCAAAAAGAUCAAGCCAGAAAAUAAGAAUACAAUUUUGUCCGAUAGCAAAAAAAUUAGUGGUAAAGGGCGGCUGACUGAUGGUGAUGCAAUAAAAUUUAAAAUUUAUUUUGCUAAAGCAAUACGUGAAUCUAAAACUGAUUUAGAUAAACUUUACGAAAAAUCAUGGGCUAUAUUCAAUCAUCAUUACUCCACAGACAUAGAACCGAUGCAUGAUUGGUGCGAUCCGCAAUGGUGCAAGUAUCUUCAAGCAAAAUCAAACGGUCAACAAUUUACUCAUAAUUCAAGAUUAGCAAUUCCAAGAGCAUGCUUGGACUUGAUAAAACCCGCUUUUCUCGAGUUGUGUUCUAAAACUAGUUUAGCACGUGUGGUAGGUGGUGGAUCGCAAAAUGCCAAUGAGGCUUUUCACUCAUUGUUGUGGACUAUGGUUCCUAAGCACCGUUUCUGUUCUUCCACUAUUCUUCGUACGGCAUUAGGUUUAUCAACAAUAAUUUAUAACGAUGGCUAUAGUUCAUUAGACAAACUAUUUACAAGCGUCUUCUCCUCCAUAGGAUAUUUUUCUUCUGAAUGUUUUGGCCGACUUCAUACAGCGAGAAAAUCGCUUACUUCAAAAGUUAAAAAAAGACGUAAAAAAAGUGCAACAACAACAAUAAUGACAACAACUGCUACUGCUAAUAACUCUUCAAGUGAAAGUGAUGAUGAAUUUUCAUUUAUUCCAAAUAAUAAUAAUUUUGCGGAUAUUACUCAAGGCUUGAUCGCAUUGGAACUAUCUGAAGAUGAUGCAGAUAUGGAUUAUGAACCGGGAGGGGAUGAUUAA
This is a messenger RNA of Rotaria socialis, 1674 nucleotides long. Lineage: Eukaryota; Metazoa; Rotifera; Eurotatoria; Philodinida; Philodinidae. The record is from the annotation of a GenBank genome assembly.